Molecule: messenger RNA, 3251 nt
Organism: Branchiostoma belcheri (Belcher's lancelet)
Lineage: Eukaryota; Metazoa; Chordata; Leptocardii; Amphioxiformes; Branchiostomatidae
Product: L-fucose kinase-like
Exons: 26
Coding region: 83-3007 (974 amino acids)
Biological process (GO): GDP-L-fucose salvage
Molecular function (GO): ATP binding; fucokinase activity
Source: RefSeq, a predicted model, not a curated record
CGACAGAGUGGCCCAAGCUCAAGCAGGCCAGCAUAUCUGGCUAAAAGUUACCUACAAUGGCAAAUUUAUGAAUUGAAGAGUCAUGGGGAAACAUUGGACAGCGAUCGUUUUGACCUGCCAGAACGUAGACAGUGCUCACGCCUACCAAGAUGAGCUUACCUUACGACAGAGGAAAGGUCUGAUCCCUUCUGAUACCUUACUGCUGACUGUGGAGGAUCCCAAAGCUCAUGUUGGCAGUGGUGGAGCCACGCUGAAUGCUCUGCUGAUUGUGGCUGAACAUCUCAGUGCCAGGAGUCACUUUACGGUUGUGAAUUCAGAUGUUCUUAGUGAUGCCCAUGUCCUCAUCAUGCAUAUGGGGCGUGACUUCCCAUACAAUCCAUGUGGGAAGGCCUUCACCACUCUACCAGCCACCCUGACUGCAGACACUGCUGUUGGAUAUGAUGGAUUAUUCUGCAACUUAGACAGCCUGCUUGACACUAUGACCAGGAAGAUCUCCCUUGGCUCCCCUCCUGGAGUUUGGGUUUGCAGUACAGACAUGCUGCUGACUGUUCCCAACAUUCUAGAGGUGGACUGGACAGGGUUUACUGGGGUCUGUGCUGUAACAGUGGCUGCAGAUGUCAUCUAUGCCAGGAACCAUGGUGUUUUUAAGGUUAACCCUGAGGGCACAGUUGAAGACAUAGUGUACAAACCGUCCAAUGUUGGUAUGCAGGAGCUGGUUACUGCAGAAGGAACUGUUCACCUGGUGGCAGGUGUGGUGUUCCUGUCAAGUGGUGCAGCUGAAAGGUUGUUGACUGUACAUGUCACACCCCCACUGGACGCCUGUACUUACCUGGGAUUGGACAGUGGAGCUGAACCCAUCAAGCUUUCCCUGUUCUUUGACAUCCUGCUGUGCAUGGCUACUCUGGUGACGGAAGAGGCAUUUGUGUCAGGGGAUCGUAGCGGUCAGUAUGGUGGAACACCGAGACCAAGAAAUGAGCGAGAGGUCAUGACUAUGAGAAGUGCCAGAGCUCUGCUGUGGAAAACUCUACGGGGAAUCAAUGUGAAAGCAGUGUGCAUACCAAAUGGCCGCCACGACUACAUGACAGAAGAUGCUUCAGUACACCUGCAGCAUUUAGUGAAGUGUCCAUUGCAAUUGGACCCAAUCACCAACCUAACCUGGGCUCCCAUCACACAUUCUGCAAUACAGGAGGGCUGCACAGUUGCAGAUGGCAGUGUGGUUGUGAAUUCUGUGUUAGAAGGAGGAGUUCAUGUGAGCUCUGGGACUGCAGUCAACCACUGCCACCUCAAGGGCCACAUUUGUAUCCCUGAGGGGUGUUACCUGCAUGCCCUGGGUGAGGAGGUGUCUCAGGUUCUCCAGGCAACCAAGAUUGUGCCCAACACAGUACUGCAGUGCUUCCGUGUCAAACUGUUUGGAACAAACACAGCCACAGUUUACACUGUCUUUGGGACGAAGGAUGGGCUACAGGCAACUGCUGGAGGAGACAACACCUUUUGCAAUGAAUCCUGGGAUGUGUUCUUCCAGAGAACAGGGAUUCUGCGGGGGGAUUUAUGGGGUCCACACAUGCCAGAAGAUGAAUGCUGUCUGAUGAAUGCUAAGCUGUUCCCAGUGUUUCACCCUACCCAGCCAGUGGGCAUUGCUGAAGUCUUAUGGCUACUCAACAAUACUAAAGGAGUCUCUCUGUUGGACAGGUGGCGAGGGUCCUGGAGAGUCAGUCUUCAGGAGGUGUUGUCCAGUGUGGACCACUCUGCUGAGUUCAAGUGGAGAAGAGAUCUGUUCUAUAGUGUAGGGCAGCAUCGUGUGCAGAAGGUACUACUGAGUGGAAGGGAGGGUUGCCUCCUGCCAUUCUUCAAGUCUGCAGCAGUGGAAGGCUACCACAGACAGGUGUUGGUUGCACUGGACCAAGUGGCUUUGGAAUCAUGUCCACAGGUUGUGACUCAGACAGCCACCCCAGGCGUGACAGCACGUACGCUGGCGUGUAUCGCUGAUGUGCUGGGCAGCCUGGCAGGGCAGCAGUGGGGCCUCAGGAGUGGACCUGCUGCCAACAAGAUGUGGCAACCAGCCUACCAACUUCUAGAGGCAGGGGAAUAUGCAGCUGGUAUACAGGCAUUGGCACUGGAGAGGGAAUGCUGGCUGGACAGCUCCAGACCAGAUUUCCUGAUCAGAGCAGCCCGGCACUAUGAGGGAGCUGAGCAGAUUCUCCGAAGACAAAUUGUCAUGACGACAAAACAGUUCAUCUACACUCAGCAAAGCGCUGUUCCCAGUGAGGGACAGUGGGUGGUAGCAGAGUGUCCUGCUAGAAUAGAUCUGUCCGGAGGAUGGAGUGACACACCACCGAUUACCUAUGAGCACGGGGGCUCUGUCACAAACGUCGCACUCCUCAUUGAUGGCAAGAAACCCAUUGGGGCAAAAGCAAGGAGAAUACAAGAGCCAGAGCUUGUUCUGGUGAUUGACAGUAACCUUGACAACAGCAGCGUGCGCCUCACCUGCACAGAACUGUCCGACAUGGAGACCUACUGCCAGCCCCAUGCACCAGGUGCCCUGUUGAAGGCCUGUGUGGUGUGUGCAGACCUGGUCACCCUCCCCUCCCCCUCCAGUCUCAGGGAACAGCUACAGACCAGACACGGGUGUGGGUUUGAGCUGCACACCUGGUCAGAUGUCCCUCACGGUUCAGGGCUGGGAACAAGCAGCAUCCUGGCAGGGGCCAUCCUGGCAGUACUGUACAAGGUCACAGGUCGGGAGGCUGACAAUCUUUCCCUCAUGCAUGGUGUUCUGUAUGUGGAACAACUUCUUACUUCAGGGGGAGGCUGGCAGGACCAAGUUGGAGGUCUGGAUCCUGCAGUGAAAAUUGGUCGCUGUAGACCUGAGGUUCCAGUGAAGGUGGAGGUUGAACAUGUUCCUGUCAGUGACGAGGGUCUUCAGGCAGUGAACAGCCGGUUGGUUCUGGUUUACACCGGCAAAACCAGAUUAGCCAGGAACCUGCUUCAGGAUGUGGUCAGGAACUGGUGAGACAUACUUACUUUUGUUUAGCUAUCUAAUUUCCAUGCUGUUUGCAAUGUGCAUUUUGGUUUUUGUCCUUCAUAUUUAAUGUGAAUAUUUUGCUUCUUUUCACACAUACUUCAGGCAAAGCUAUUGACAUGUUAAGACGGCAUAAAGUCAUGUAUAAGACUUAAAUGUCAUGUACCUAUCAAAAAGUAAUAUUGACUGAGAUCGUGCAUAUCCACCUACUAUUAAUGUACAAAUAUAUACAAUG